Magallana angulata is the source of this 2364-nucleotide messenger RNA. RefSeq names its product tripartite motif-containing protein 45-like. Gene Ontology annotation, molecular function: zinc ion binding. The record is from RefSeq and is a predicted model, not a curated record. The transcript is spliced from 2 exons. Lineage: Eukaryota; Metazoa; Mollusca; Bivalvia; Ostreida; Ostreidae. Bases 229 to 1923 code for a protein of 564 amino acids.
AUGUGAUUUAACGGUGAAAUGGGUCGCCAAUUUGAAUGCAUGGAAGUUCAUGAAUAUAACUGUGACAUCAUUGACAAAAGGCACAUUGAGAUAGACAUUUAAAUGACUGAACAAUCGUUCAACGUCAUUUGGAUAUAUACUAGAGAUAAACAAGGAAGUUUUAAUCCUAUGUGAGGUUGCCAAUUGAGAGUUCAAAGGAAUCUUUCCACAUACGGAACUAUCAGUGCAAUGGAUUCAGAGUUUGCACAACAGGAUAUUGUUCGCUGUGAUUUGUGUGACACACCUGUACCCGACCUUCACUGCGAUUUAUGUGAGAUAAACCUCUGUCAAUCGUGUGGCGAAGAACAUUUACUUGAUAAGUCCAAAAGACAUCAGGUGGUGUCGUUUAAACAGCGAAGAUCCACCUUUAAACGCCAAAUUUGUCAAAGACAUUCAACACAAGGGUCAAAUUGGUACUGUGAACUCUGUGACAGUUUGCUAUGUGAAGAAUGUAUUUCUUCUGAAGAGCAUCAAGGGCACACUUUUAUAACAAGCCAGGAGAAUUUCGAAAGAAAAUAUAACCAAAUAAAAAACGAUCUUCAAGAAUUGGAACAGUCAAUUUAUCCUAGCUACCAAGAGAUUGCAUCACAUGUUACAAAACAAAAAGCAAAUCUUCCUUAUACUUCACAAAAAAUGAUAAAUGAUAUUGGAAAACAAGGGGAUGACUGGCACAAUGUUAUAAACCAACUGACGGAGAAACUGAAAUCCGAUGUUCAUGAAUUGAAGACAAAUUUUAGUACUGCUUUGAAUAAUCACGAAGAAUUUAUCACUAAGAAGAUGCACGAAAUUGAACAAUUGAUUUUGCAUCUUAAGAAUAUACUGGAUGUUGAUGAUAUAGAUCCAGUGUCUGCAUACAAAUCAAAAAACGAAACAGUUAGAAGAUUUCCUAAAAUUGUCAAAAUUCCCUUCCAAAGUUUCACAGCCUUGGAGAUCAACAAAGAUCAGAUAAAUCAACAAUUUGGAUUUCUUUCAGGAAAACCAUAUCCGAUUGAAGUGAACCUUUCUUUACCUGAUGACUUACAAGCCUUCGAGAAAGAAACGAUUUCUAUGAAAUCACUCCUUAAGGAACCGUUGACUAAAGCCACCAUUUGCACGGACUAUGUAGGACAUCUGAACGGUUUGCGAAGUGUAGUUUGUCUCAAUGAUGACAAAAUCUGGUCCAGUGGGAUGAAUAACAUCAUAAGCCUUUACAAUCUUCAGGGAGACCUCCUCACGUCAGUAAGAACUAAGUCGGGGAAAAGGCCAACUGGUAUAGCGGUUACAAACACCGGGGAUCUAGUCUAUACUGAUGAAGACGACAAAACUAUAAAUAUUGUGAGAAAUAAAAAGAUAGAAGUUUUGAUUAAAUUUCAUGACUGGAGACCUCUCAAUGUGUGCAGUACCCCUUUCGGAAAUCUUCUAGUCUUAAUGGGGAGUGAUGAUUAUGAACAAACAAAGGUAGUGCGUUAUUCUGGUUCCACUGAAAAGCAGUGCAUUCAAAAUGACGAAAAUGGAAAAGCCUUCUUCUCGCCUGAUGACAGUAAAUAUUUAGCUGUAAACAGAAACCAAGAUAUUUGUGUAGCAGAUUACAGAGCUAAGAGAGUUGUGGUGAUCAGCGCGACAGGAAAACUCCGAUUUACGUACACUGGCAGUACUCCUAAUACAAUAGAGUCGUUUGAUCCAGUAGGCAUCACUACAGACAGCCUGAGUCGUAUACUGAUAGCAGAUGGACACUGUCACUACAUCCACAUCAUUGAUCAAGACGGACAGUUCCUCCGUUAUAUUGACAAUCUCAACUUACGUGGACCGUGGGGUUUAUGCAUUGAUACAAAUGACAACCUCUUCGUUGCAGAGUGUGACUUAGGGAAAAUAGAGAAAAUCCAAUAUUGUGCGACAACAGAUUAAAUGAAAAAAAGAGAAAUUUUAAUAUUAUAAGGCUAUGAUUUGAAUGUAUUUUGCAGAAAUCAAUAACAUGAGUAUUUGAUAUAAUUAUAUACUGUUAAAUGUGAUAUGAGUUGGCACAAUCAAUUUUAAAUUUAAAGAUUUAAGCAAGCUUGUGUAUAUGAAAUAUAUACAAUGUAUGUGCCAUGUCAUGUAUUUUUAAUCUUUAUGCAUUUUAUAUUACCAAAUAUAAUAUCUGCUGACUAUUAUCCUGAACACUGAAAACGUUUAUAUUCUGUGACUAGAACACAAUUUAUGUUAUAUUUUAUAUAACUAUGAAAGUGUAUAUACCAUUACUUCAAUAUCAAGCAAUCACUAUAUUGCUAAACAUUGUACUGCACAAGUCUGGAAGCUAAUGAUUUCUUUUGGAUACGGUGUAAUAGAAUAAAUGCAUUUUUUAUUUUA